This is a messenger RNA of Halteromyces radiatus, 688 nucleotides long. RefSeq names its product CAP domain-containing protein. NCBI's taxonomy places the organism in Eukaryota, Fungi, Mucoromycota, Mucoromycetes, Mucorales, Cunninghamellaceae. The record is from RefSeq and is a predicted model, not a curated record. The transcript is spliced from 2 exons. The coding region runs from base 65 to 532 and encodes 155 amino acids.
GUUCCUUCCUUCAAUUAAUCAUCCAUAACAAUCCCAUUCCUUUCCUUCUAAAAAAAACAAAAAUAUGUUGAAUCGAUUCUUCAUUUGCAUGGUAGCUCUCGCCUUGAUGCUUCAAUUUGCAUAUGCCCUGCCAAAGAGGGAUAUCAACACCAUUGUCAAGUUUCAUAACAAGUAUCGCAAACUCCAUGGUGUACCUCCUUUGAAGUGGGACAAGAAAGUUGCUCAAUAUGCACAAAACUAUUCCGAAAAGUGUGUCUUUCAACACAGUUACGGUCCUUACGGAGAAAACAUGGCUAUGAAUUACCCUUCGUGGGCUUCUAUCGUCGAUGGCUGGUACUCUGAAGUUGGUCAUUAUAAUUAUACGGACCCUGGCUUGACUUCUCUUCAUUUUACCCAAAUCGUAUGGAAAGAUACUACCAAAGUUGGCUGUGGUCUCACUAAAUGCCCUGGAGGUCCAAUCACAUUCUGCUCUUAUGAUGCGCCAGGAAAUGUUAUCGGCACUUUCACUAGCAAUGUAUUUCCUCCCAAAUAAAGGUUCAAACAUAUUGUAGUGGUAGUAUUUUUUUUCUUUAAUAAUGAUAGGUUUUGAUUUAUCAUCUACUUGAAUAAAGCAGUACAUGCAUUGUCUUUUUGAUGACCAAACCCCGAUCCAAUGUCUACGAAAAGGUGCAUCGAUUUUUUUUUCUUC